Molecule: messenger RNA, 3592 nt
Organism: Pelmatolapia mariae (spotted tilapia)
Lineage: Eukaryota; Metazoa; Chordata; Actinopteri; Cichliformes; Cichlidae
Product: protein GPR108-like
Exons: 18
Coding region: 387-2060 (557 amino acids)
Biological process (GO): transport
Cellular component (GO): membrane; Golgi apparatus
Source: RefSeq, a predicted model, not a curated record
UUGCUCCGGUUGCUUGCGCAGUGUUGUCUAUAUCGCGGCUGUGGCACUGUAGCGGGUGUUAGCCAGCAGCAGCUGACGCUCUUGUCCGCACCUCAAUCAACGUUUUGUUCUUGACACCAGACCAGGAAGUCAGAUCGUGACGCCUACAAGCUAGCUGUUACCUUAAGCGAUAACAGCAGAAAGGAAUUCGAAAACAAGAUACAUGUUGUAGUUGUAGUUUGAUAGUAAACGACGCCGUUUAAGAGCCGGAAAGCUAAGCUGAAAGCUUCAAACUCUCGCAUUUGACCUGGUUUACAUUCAAGUCUGCUAUCUAGCUUGUUAUUUAGCCAUCUGGAAGGACUGACGCUCCCUAGUAUUAGCAGCUAGUUACCGCUAGCGAGUCGGUGAUGGCGGUGGCGCACAGAGUCUGCUUUGUGGCUGGAUUUUUAUUCAUAUUACUGUUGCCUGGGUGCGAAGCAAGAAUACACAAGCUUACAUUGAAGAAUGAAAUUCGCCACACCAUCGACCUCAACGACUUUGGCUUCUACGCCAGCGGAACUCUGGAUGUCCACCUGUAUUCACUGCAAGUCCCGAAAACUCAAGUGGACAACAGCAAGUACCCAGUUGGGUUCAUCCUGUCCAGAUCGCGUGUUAAUGGAGUCUUGUCCUACACAGCAGAGGAGUUGAAGACAUGUCCGCUCACUCAAAAUCCGACCAGUGACGAGCCUCUCAUUCUUUUUCUCAUUAAUAUGGAGAAACAAAGCGUCAAUGUGACUGCUGUGGGUAAACAAGACAACAUACUGAUAGCGAAGGAAAAGGUUGAAGCAGAUAAAGAUCAGAAGAAAGUCAAACGUGCAUCAGAACAACAAUCAAAAAAUCAGGAUAAGCCAGCGGUGCUCCAAGAACAAGCGGACAAACGGAGCGAUGACAAGAAAUCAGAGCAGGCUGUGCAGAACCUAAAAGCUGAAGCUGUUAACGUGACAGGGACAUUCAAUCUAAGCAGUCACCACCAUUUGACUUUAGAUUUGGAAAAAAACGGCAGCGCCUACAGCUUCAGUUUCCGCAUGGUGUUUGGCUCAUAUGCGGAGGGCCUGUACAGCUUGAAGUUCCACUACUGUCGAAACAGGGAUCCGGGAUAUAACGAGCCCUACUCAUUUGCAGUGGAAGUGACGGAGAAGAAUCCCGAUGGCUACCUCUCUGCAGCGGAAAUCCCUCUGCCUCGCCUUUAUCUUUAUAUGGCUGGAGUUUUCUUCAUUGCUGCUCUGGUCUGGGUGUACAAUCUCAUCAAGCACAGUUACAGUGUGUUCAAGAUCCACUGGCUGAUGGCAGCGCUAGCCUUCACAAAGUCCACGUCACUGGUUUUCCACAGUAUCAACUAUCACUUCAUCAAAACUGAGGGGCAUCCUAUUGAGGGCUGGGCCGUCAUGUAUUAUAUAACACACCUGCUAAAGGGGGCGCUCCUGUUCAUCACACUGGCGCUGAUUGGUACCGGCUGGGCUUUCGUGAAAUACAUCCUGUCCGACAAGGAGAAGAAGAUCUUCAUGAUCGUCAUUCCUCUGCAGGUCCUGGCUAACGUCGCCUACAUCAUCAUUGAGUCUACAGAGGAGGGCUCCAGCGAGUACUACGUGUGGAAGGAGAUCCUCUUUCUGGUGGACCUUAUCUGCUGUGGAGCCAUCCUUUUCCCUGUUGUGUGGUCAAUCCGUCACCUACAAGAGGCUUCUAGCACUGAUGGCAAAGCUGCCAUGAAUUUGGAGAAGCUCAAGCUCUUCCGCCAUUAUUAUGUGAUGAUCGUGUGUUACAUCUACUUUACAAGGAUCAUAGCCAUUCUGCUCAAGAUCACUAUGCCUUUCCAGUGGCAGUGGUGCUAUGAGUUUCUGGUGGAGGUGUCGACUCUCAUCUUCUUUGUGUUGACGGGCUACAAGUUUCGCCCAGCAUCCAAUAACCCCUAUCUCCAGCUUCCCCAGGACGAGGACGACGUCGAGAAUGAUGAAGUAGUGACUGAGUCAGGCGCACUCGAGGGCAUUUCCAAAGUCAAGAAGACGUCCAACGGACGCGAUCGCCAGAAAGAGUCCACCUUGUAGGGAAGGAAGCUGCAUCUUUGGGAGUGGCCAACUAAACAUCCCCAGGCCAGCUGACAGAAAGGGGUACACACACACACACGGACCAAGGCUCCCCUCUUCCAGUGACAGCUCUCCUAUUGAAACUCUUUACAUGGUUGCAGUGGUUGCGCCCACUGUCUGGCUAUGCAACAAAAAAAAAAAGAAAAGGAAAAAAAAAGAAGGACUAACUUAUUGGACGCUCUCUGUUUCCCUUAAAAGCUCCACCUAAAAACUGAGAGGUUUCGAGCUACAACCACAUGGACGGGUGGAGAUAUGGAAAGGAGCUCUGAUGUUCUGUAUGUUUCAUUUCUCUCUCUCUCUCUCCCUCCAAAGAUAAUUUUUUUUAGACACUUGCUUUUGAGUGUGUUUAUAGCAGCUAUUUAAAACGGUACUUCUGCGAGCCUCUUAGCUGUAACUAUUCCUGUGCAGAGUGUGUUUUGUGUGUGUGUGUGUGUGUGUGAGUGAAAGUGAGACGACACAGGAUUUGGCUACCCCCGCCUCCCCACCCCAGUGACAAUAGCCCAUACUCAGGUAAAAGGCUAAUCAGUAUAUUUCAAAUUUAAGCAUCCAUCUCGUGUUUCAUUCCCAUUGUUCACAGGUCAGAAAAAUCCCACUUUAUCACCACACAGUACCGUAUGUUUUUUUGUUUUUUUUCUUUUCCUCCUACAUGAUUUGUAUAUUGAAAUAUAUGGUUAAGAAGAAGUUGUAUAUUUCAAUAUAGAUUGACUUAUUACAUAUUGAAAUGUUAUAUUUCAGUAUUAUUGUUGAUGUUGGAGACUUAAGCGUUCCUCCCAGCCCGUCACUCGGACUGCUGCUGUAAUUUAGUGCUUUAGUGGUUUGAGGACAACUCCCAUACACCUCUGUGAAUACAGCCAAUAUGGUGACAUGUGAAGAUGUAGGCAGAUGAACAGGUUUUUUUCUCUAAAAUAGGCAGAGAAGUUUGCCCUCUGCAUUUUUAAUGACGGCCUUGUUCUUUAACAACCCCUCCCCCCCAUCUCUCGUUUGGCAUUGCUGUGCCAACUGGGCAGAGAAGUGACCUAACUGAUCAUUUUUGAAUUUGCCUGCUUUUGGUUUUACCUUUUUGCUCUUGAUGUGAAGCUUAUUUUAUGAAUUAUUGGUUUGAUAUUAGGUUUUGAAAAGAUCAGCAAUGUGUGUGCAGCCAAACCGGGUGGAUGGCCAUUUGUAAAUAAGACCGCUGACACAAAAGAAGGCACAUAACAUUUUGCUGAGCAGUGCAGAGAGGCUUUAUGGAGGGCUUUAGACAGUUCAGGUUCAAUCAGAUUUUUUUUUUCCUUUUUUUGGAUAGACAAACAGGUGUGGCGAUGAGGAAAGACUACUGAGAUUUUACACCAAUCACUCCGGUGCAGGGAUGACCCCAGUACCUUGGAGGGAAGGAUUUAGCAGUGGGUGAAGUUCACUUUAGUUUCAGUGAAAACAUUUUUUUAAUUGUUACAGAGGGCUGUUUGGUGUCUGUAUCAGCUGUCACAAUAAAGUUCUGCAAAGUUCUCAGAUUA